GACCAGGAGGAGGGAGGGAUCAGAAGGAUCCGGAGGAAAAGGUUUGAGAGGGAGGAAGCAGCAGUGGCCGAUUCGGGGAGAAAGACGGAGUAAAGGGAGCCAAAACCUUAAACUUCUUCACCUUUGGAUAUUUAACUGCUGCAGAGGAGCCGCUGGGCAGCGCGUCUGCUCCUGAUUGCGUUGUGGUGUGGAUUAGAUGAACGUGACUUCGUGAUGAGGAGCGAGCCCGUUUUGUUCGCUUCCAGCAGGGCGAUGGAGGAGCUGGUGUCUGAGCUUCGUCUGUUCCUGGACUUGCUGGACCGGGAGUAUCUGAGUGCUGGGAUCAGGGAGAAGAAGGUGCAUCUCUCCAACAUCCUGAACAGGGUACUCUCAGACAAAGAGCCAUCACUCAAGUCCGAGAUCCACAGUGGUCUGCCAGCGCCCCCCCAGAUGCCCCUCCCUGAGAUCCCCCACCCCUGGCUGGCCCCAAGCAACGGCCCUCCUCCAUUGCCAAGCUCCUCACUUCCAGAAGGCUACUAUGAGGAGGCGGUUCCUUUAAGCCCCGGAAAGGCUCCUGAGUACAUCACCUCCAACUAUGACUCGGAUGCGAUGAGCAGUUCCUAUGAGUCGUAUGAUGAGGAGGAGGAGGAUUUGAAGGGUCAGAAGAUGCAUCACCAGUGGCCAUCUGAAGAGGCAUCCAUGGAUCUGGUGAAAGAUGCUCGUAUUUGUGCCUUUCUGCUUCGCAAGAAACGCUUCGGCCAGUGGACCAAACUCCUCUGUGUCAUCAAAGACAACAAACUACUGUGUUAUAAAUCCUCCAAAGACCAAACCCCUCAGAUGGAGCUCACUCUGUCAGGAUGCAGCAUCACUCACAUUCCCAAGGAUGGCAAGAAGAAGAAGAAUGAACUGAAGAUUGUCCACCAGGGGGCAGAUGCCUUGGUGCUGGCUGUGCAGAGCAAAGAACAAGCUGAGGAAUGGCUCAAGGUGAUGAAGGAGGUGUGUGUAAAUGGGAGUACAGACCUGGAGGGGAUAGGAUCUGGUUCACCUGUACACAAACCUGAACUGGAAAAGAGAGCAUCAUGUGACCGACCAAGCUCAGACGGUGAGGCGACCCACGACAACGGGCACAGCGACAACAAAGACCAAGGAAAAAACAAGAAAAACUCCAAGUCUGAGCAGAAAGCUGGAACAGUGGGGAAGGGAGCCAGUAAGAAGAUCACCAAGAUCAUCGGCCUGGGGAAGAAGAAGCCAUCCAUGGAUGAGCAGACGUCUUCUGCAGAAGAGGAUGUGCCCACCUGUGGAUACCUGAACGUUCUGUCCAAUAACCGCUGGCGAGAGCGCUGGUGCCGCCUCAAAGACAACCAGCUGCUCCUGCACAAAGACCGGGACGACCUGAAGAGCCACAUCGCCUCUCUGCCCCUCCGAGGCUGCGAGGUCAACCCCGGCCUGGACCACAAACACCCGUUUGCUUUCCGCCUGCUGCGCAACGGCCAGGAAGUGGCUGUGCUGGAGGCCUCCUCCUCUGAGGGGCUGGGUCGCUGGUUGGGGGUUCUGCUGGCUGAGACAGGCUCCACCACAGACCCAGCCACCCUGCAUUACGACUACAUCGAUGUGGAAACCACCGCCAACGUCAUCCAGCUGGCCAAGCAGUCCUUCUGCUUCACCAGUAAGCGUGCCGUCUCUCCCAGUCCGUACGGGGGAAACCCAGUGAACGGCUACGCCUGUCCCUCUGGGAUGGCCCUGCACUAUGAUGACGUCCCCAUCAACGGAACGGACCCAGAGUUGCAGUACUCCACUCCCACCACUAGAGGGUGCCAGCUGACAGAGGAGCUUCACUAUGAGAAUGCAGAUACGUUUGACAGCAAGCCCGCUCCUAAGCUGGCCUCCCGCUAUCCUCCCAAGGCCUCCUCUCCUCCCUCCUCCUCUGCUGGUCUCUAUAAGAGUCCAGUUUCUAAAGUCUCCUCUAAGUUCCUCGCUGCUGACUCUAGAUCUAAAGAGAGCGCUCAGCUGAAGGGAAAGAAAGGAGCAACGGCAUCCAGACUGAAGGUGGAGCCAAAGAACCAGUCCAAGAAGAAUGGAGUCACUGGGAUGACUGGGACGGCUUCUGUUAAACGCAACAACUCCAAUUCAGAACAGUGCAAAUAUGGCAAGAACCGAGUGGAGGCUGACGCUAAGCGACUGCAGACCAAAGAGGAGGAGCUGAUGAAGAAGAAGCAGGACAUCAGGAACCACCUGACCCAACUGAAGAAGGACAGGAGAGACCUUCGCACCGCUGUGGAGGCUGCUGCCAACGCCGGGAAACGUUCACAGGCGUCGCUGUCGGAGCGCCUGAAGAAGGUGGAGGACGAGUGCAAACAGAAGGAGGAGGAGAGAGUGACCCUGGAGCUGGAGCUGACAGAGGUGAAGGAGAGUCUGAAGAAGGCCCUGAGUGGGGGGGUCACCCUGGGCCUCACCAUUGAACCAAAGGCUGGCUCCUCCUCCGCCCUCCAGUCUCCUGCCACGCUGCGGCGGACUCAGGAGUCCUCCCCCUUCUCCAGCUGUGACACCAGUGACACGGAGUCCCUCUCCCUGCCGGUUAACAGCGCAUCGCUGCUCCGCCGCCAGCAGAGCAGCCAGAAGCCCUCAACGGUCCGAGGACACGUCCUCAGGAAGGCCAAGGAAUGGGAGCAGAAGUCUGGCACAUAAACCCGGAUGGCUCGCCUCCUACUGACUCCACUUCCUGUUUUGUUUCUGCUGAACACACUGUGUAAAUAUUUAUUUAAAAGCGUUCCAACAGCCAGAGUGCCGAGGAGGACACCAGCACAGCGUUGACUUUGAUGCUAAUCGGCUCUCUCAGCAUGCUAACCCGUUUCUGCUAAAGCCACGUCUUCAUUGUUUCUGUUUUCCAGCAGUUUAAAAAGUCACAACCAAGUAUUUAUUUGUACAUUUUUAUAGGAAAUACUUCCCUUUUUAUUUAUGCUGAUAUAUUUAAAAUACUUUAGAGUUUUUUGUAGUAGUUUCACACACAACAGCGUUCUCUACCGGAGGUAUACAGAAGCAGAAGUAUUUGUCUCACUAGAGGGAACCUGCAGCAUGGAGGAGUUCAAACCCUGAUCCCGUCUGCGAUGAUGAUGAUGGCGGUUCUGAUGUGUUUUUAAACACAAUCCUCGUUCAUCAGGACGCUGUUAGAGUCACGGUUUUAAAAAUGUUAACCAUUCCCGCUUUUUUACGUACAGAAUUUUAACAUUUAUUUUAUUAAGCAAAAUAUUUUUGUUUCCAAAACAAAAGAACCACCAAAACGAAGUGGUGCUCACUUUUUGAUACUUUGGGUGAGGAGGUUCUGUGGAGAACACAUUCGACUGUCCGGUAAAAAGUUCUGUUUUCAUGUUUUAAGUCGGGCUUACGUCACCGUUGGGUGUUCCACGUGUAGAUGAGCUCAUCUGUUAAUGGUUCCUGGUGAAACUGGGGUCACACCACAUUGUUGCGCCGCUCACUUUCACACACAAGGCCAUGACUGGAUUCUACUUUACAGGAAGGCCGCCCUUUUAAAUGACCAAUGAAGACAUAAAUGAAAAUGACACACGGGAUAUGUUACAGUGACCCGUUUAGGUGUGUGAGCAGCGUCCUUUAUAAGAAAACUGUACAUUUGAAAUAGCAAAAGUUCACAUUUUAUCUACUGUAGCCUCCUGAAUGGCCUCUGUUAAGAGAAACAAUUCAUAUCCAUCAGGACUGAUAAGCUAACAGCUAGUCUCAGACCAGCAAGUGGUUGUUUAAUGAGAAAAUAUGGAAAUGUUUUAUAGAACGUGUAAAAAUCUGCAGCAGAUACUACAUGCUGAGCUUUCUGUGCAUCCAGGAAUCAAGGCCAGAAUCGUUCCUGUCAAAUGAGAAGUCCAUAGCAAAGAUUUAAAGAAUAAAGAUGAACCAAACCGGUAGAAUUUAGCUCGUUAAUAUUUUCCUGACCCAAAGCUGGUUGUUGUUUUGAAAGAACAACUCCAAACGUCUACAUUUCCCUGUGGUUCACACACAUCUCUUGUUACUAUUUCAGCAGAAAUAAUCAUAAUUUCCUGCUGCACCUGAAUGCAUCUGAAAGCUUUAGCUGAUCAGGCGUGAAGGGUGUAAACUAUUUCUCUCAACGGAGGCUGCUUAGAAAGUCAGUAAGAUGGGAAUUACUUGGAAGACAGUCAUUUCAAAAUGGCCUAAGUGUGUUGCUAGAGGAUCCCUUUCUGAUGGAGGGACUGGUUCUUCAGCGGACUGAUGGCGUUUGGCUUCGUCUGUUUCCACAGCUCAGGUUUCAGAUUCAUAACAGACUCUCAGUCGGACCUCUGUGAUUGGUCUCAUGUCCUGUGAUCUGUGUGUGUGAGGCACAUUCCCAAUCCUUCAGCAACACACUGAUUUAAACACUUGUACGACUGAUUUCAUUUUCAAACUGCUACACACACACACACACACACUGUGCUUUUGGGUGCUACCUUCACGCUCCACUGCCAUUGCUUUGCUGCCAUGUAGGUGAUGAAUGAAUGAGGUGUUUUACUGAGACUUGACACAUGUAGCCUUAGCAUCUCCACCUGCUACAUGAAGCUCUGACUGGACCACCAUUGUGUAAAUACUUGGGUCUACUUCCGGCUCAGGCUGGUAUCCCGCUAUCCUACACACUGCCACCAAUUCACCGUCUUACAGCAUCAUAGGGAUGCUUAUCUAAGGGGGAGCAGGUUGUCUAUUGGGAAUAAAUUGUGAAACUGCUGGGCAUUGUGUGAGGG
Molecule: messenger RNA, 4715 nt
Organism: Nothobranchius furzeri (turquoise killifish)
Lineage: Eukaryota; Metazoa; Chordata; Actinopteri; Cyprinodontiformes; Nothobranchiidae
Gene: afap1
Product: actin filament associated protein 1
Cellular component (GO): cytosol
Molecular function (GO): SH3 domain binding; SH2 domain binding
Source: RefSeq, a predicted model, not a curated record